Molecule: messenger RNA, 1085 nt
Organism: Darwinula stevensoni
Lineage: Eukaryota; Metazoa; Arthropoda; Ostracoda; Podocopida; Darwinulidae
Source: the annotation of a GenBank genome assembly
AUGCGAAGGGACGAGAGGACGAGAGUGGAGGAGGCACGUAUCAGAGCUGAGGAAGAACGAAAGAGGAAGCAGUCGGAGAUCGAUCGGAAGAAGGCGGAGGUGCGAAAGAGGCUCGAGGAAGCCUCUAAGGCCAAGCAGAAGGCCAAGAAGGGGUUCAUGACCCCCGAGAGAAAGAAGAAACUUAGGCUUUUGCUGAGAAAGAAGGCAGCCGAGGAGCUGAAAAAGGAGCAGGAGAGAAAAGCGGCCGAGAGGCGAAGGAUCAUCGAGGAGAGAUGCGGCCACGCCAAGAAACUCGACGGUGCCAACGAAGGUAAUGGCAAAGAGAAAAUUUUGUCACAUCGAUGGAGGAUAAGAACGGCUGGUGAUGACAUUACGUCCGAACUCCAAACGAUAUUGAAGCAAUAUCAUGCCAGAAUCGCAGCCCUAGAGAGUGAUAAGUACGAUCUUGAGUAUGUGUGUAAAAGGAAGGAUCACCAGCUAAGGGACAUCUGUAAGGAAUAUUAUGACCGCAUUCUCAAGUGCGAAGCACACAAAUGGGACUUAGAGUGGGAAGUGCGAAAGAGAGAAUUUGAGAUCAACGAAUUGAACAUGCAGGUCAACGACCUCCGAGGGAAAUUCUUGAAGCCGACCCUGAAGAAGGUGUCGAAAUACGAGAACAAGUUCGCCAAGCUGCAGAAGAAGGCCGCCGAGUUCAACUUCAGAAACCAACUGAAGCAGGUGAAGAAGAAGGAGUUCCUUAUGGAAGAAGAAGAGAAGGAGAGGAAGACAAAAGAAGAAUUCCAGCUGAAGAAGCGGGAGGACAAGGGGAAGGAGGUGGAAGCCACCGAAGAGUGAACAAAAACUUUACUCGAGGAUUUUUGCUCUAUACCCCAUCUCACCUCAAGCUGGGGACAAAUUAUUAUCAUUUAUUAUCAUUAUUAUGUCACGUUAUCCCUCUCAGACCUAUCGAGCAGCAAUUUACGAAUCUUGUGUCAUUUUCUUUCUUUCUCUUUUUUGCUUCCGGAUCCCCAUGUGCCUUCUCCAUGCAAGUGCCCGAGUUCUUUGGUGGAAUACUUGCAAAUAAAAGUGGUCGCUAACACAACCAA